CUCAAGCUACGUAGCAGCUACGUGUACGCUGCGGUUAGCUCGUCGCGCUGGGUACCGCGGCAGUUUUCAGCAGGAUGACCGACUUGGGCACAGUUCGACUUGGUACCUUUGCAGCAGCUUUGCGAGCAUAUAAGGCCUGAAUUGAGAUCUGGUUAUAUUCAUGCAGCUCAACUGUUGGUGUUCAGCUGCUUGUACGUCUAAUACUCGCCCGGUAUCAGCCGUGCAAUGGAUGCGUGGUGCUUGGCCCUGGGUGAUCCAGCUCCUUCGAUGGAGACUAGCUGAUGCUUCCAGCAAGGCUUUUCUUUCCAUUACUUGGCACACUCCUCGUGCCAGUGGCAAUUGGCAGUCCACCAGAAGAUGCUAAGCGCAACAGGGCUGAAAUGGAAGGAUCGGUGCAUUUAUACUGACUUGUGGGUGCAAAACAAGACCAAGUAACGCUUCUUGAACAUGUGCCAGCGCUCCCUCGGGAUCAAUGGACAACUUGCAGUGAAAGUGGGGUUUCGCCUGCAGAACAGAUGCAACCAGAGAUGACAGUCUACCCUGGGAGCUCGGGUUUACAAGCCUGAGAAGCUUUACGAAGGCUCACAGGGUUUGAGUACUGGGCAAGACUGUGCAUUUGAGCUGAAGCUGAAGUUCUGUUUGGCAAGAGAAGGACAGAUUCGGCUCAGAAGGUUUUGCGGUGCAAAUGGAUACAGUGCCAGCUAACCUUGGUGCAAGUGUGGAAGACCUUCAGAACAGCAGCACUCUGUUCCUCAAGAGUCGCCAAGUCACGGAUGCGGACUGCGCUGCCAUAGCUCCGUAUUUGAAGAAGAACACCAAUCUCAGGCAGCUCUUCAUUGGAUACAACGACUUUAGCGACGAAGGGGCUAGACAUUUAUGUGAAGCUCUUUCUGGAAUUGAAGGUGGUUCCCUGGAGCUGGUGGGCUUCCGACAUUGCAAACUUGGAAAUGGUGCUGCAGAUGCAGUGGCUGAACUCAUCAAGCGGAGCAAGACGAUUGUGGAGGUGGGAAUAGAUGAGAACGAGAUCUUUGAUGCAGGUGCUGAGAGUUUAGCAGCGGCGCUGCCAGAAGCAACGUCAUUGCGGCACUUGUAUAUUGGCGAAAAUAAGAUUACGGCACAGGGCGAAUCCAAGCUGAGUGCAGCAGCUCCAUCAUCAAUGAAGGUGUACUUCACAAGAUGAUGUGAAGAGAUGCGGAGAAGAGGACAAUGCUCAACUGACCUUUGCGAUCAGCAGUUUCCAGUGCUUCUAUGGCCUUCAACUGCUUUGUAGAUAUGGCCUCGCUGGAAUUGCUUGCAGAAACAGGCGCAGCCUUCUCCGUCAUGGAGGUCUGAGGUCUUUGUCAGGUACGUCACCUUUUGAGCUGGUCAAUUGGCUUCAUUCGUAAAAUCUGCCAAGGACAAGUUAGCCGCGAAAGAUUGGCCAGACUGCACAGGACCAAGUGGCUGGACCCUUGGAGUUGGAGGCUUUGCAGUCGUUGGAAGAUGCAGAUAACUUCAUGGCUUCUUUCUAGACGAAGUCUUCCCAGUUUAGUUUUGCAAUGCUCGAUGGCUGCAUAGCCUCAAUGCGAAACAGUUGGAGCUGUUCGAAGUGGAAUUGCUCCCAUCGAUCGCUAGCCGCUGCAUAAGCAGAGAGGCAGCCUCGAAAGGAGGACUCGGAGAGUGCGAUACGGAAAAAGACACGCCUUGCCACUGCGCGCCUCCAACAUUUGAAACAACAUCUAGACUCUCGGCUUGGUCAGAAAUAGGAUGCUUUGGUGAACCCUUUAAGGCAAGCCUCACUCGUCAUUUGCCU
Messenger RNA from Durusdinium trenchii, 1792 nucleotides. Lineage: Eukaryota; Dinophyceae; Suessiales; Symbiodiniaceae. The record is from the annotation of a GenBank genome assembly.